GCUUCAACUGUGCCGAGUGUGGUACCAACCUGAGAAACUCUGUCUACAUCAUGAUGGAAGGAAACUACUACUGCGAGAAGGAUGCCAUCGCCAGGGCCAAGCCGCCACCCGGAUACGACGUGAUCCUCCUUGACCCAGCAGGAGGGAAAACUGGUGCGCCAGCAGCACCAACGGCCACCACGGCUCCCAGCGGCGUGGGGCGUCCUGCCGACCAGAGGAGACGAGUCGUCCGCGGAGACCGCCAGGACCGCAAGGCCAAGCCCAUUGUCUACGCCAAGAUGGGGGCCGCAGGGUCCAGGACUCCGCUUUGUGACAGCUGCAACCAGAUCAUCAGGGGUCCGUUUGUGGUUGCCAUUGGCCGGUGCUGGAUGCCUGACUGUUUCACGUGUGCUCACUGUAAGUGACUAACCUGAUCGAGAUGGGCUUCGUGGAGGAGGAGGGUCAGCUCUACUGUUCCACGCACUACAAGGAGUUCUUUGCCCCUCUGUGUGGCAAGUGUAACGAGCCCAUUGCUGAGACGUCCCGAAAGCUCCAUGGUAGCAACGUGCACGUUACAGUGAAAGCUGAAUCCAUCAUUGCAAAUGACCUGCAGUUCCAUAAGCACUGCUUCCUGUGUGCCAAGUGCAGCUGCCAACUGGACCCCAACGGCUACCAUCUGUGGGAGGGUGCACAGAUCUGUGAUACAUGCUUUUCCAAGACCAUGUCUACCAAGUGCAUUGGUUGUGACUUCCCCAUCGAGCCUGGCGAUCGCUGGCUAGAGGCCCUGAACUGUGCCUGGCACACGGAGUGCUUCUGCUGUGCUGUUUGCCAAGUGGAGUUGGAGGGAGCUGCCUUCUAUGCCAAGGGGAAGAAACCAUAUUGCAAAAUUCAUGCCAAGCAGGCUGCUUGAGACUGUCUCCAUGGCGACUGUUGUCAUAGCAACAAAAAGAGACAACUUUUUGUGUAACAGCUCUAUGGAAACCACAAUAAAAUAGCAAAGAUCUCGUAGAUAUAAAGAAAUGGCAUGAUUUUACACAGCUAGCAGGGUCAGGUGCAAGGACAAUGUGAAGAAAAGAGCCAAAUGUCUGCAUGAAACAGCAUAAUGUGAGAAGUCACAUGAUGAUAUAUGACUUGCAUGAGGAAAGAAGACUUCUGUGAUGAGUCAUGCGAAGAGAUUUUAUGGCUCAGGCCGGGAUUGUUUUAUUUUGAAUUUGUAAGAAGACUGUAAGCAAUGAAGGAAAGGCCAGUGUAAGGCUUUGAUGUUUUAUCACUUUCUGUAGAGUUGGCUGUCUUAAUACUUAGGUAACUGAUACUUAACUGAAGAGAAGAGACGAGGCCCACCUACCCCGACACCAGGGCAGCGGGCGGGUACUGUGCUCACGGAUACACGUGCCGUGGGUUGGCCCUGCCCGAGGCUGGGCCGCCGUAGGUGAUCGGAAGUGCACACCUCCUGUCAUUCGUGUGUGCCGAGGGUAAAAGGGCCGAAAUCACCUAUGGCGGCCGACACCCUCGGGUCCUCCCCUGACGAUCAGUACCCGUCGCUGUCGGCUGGUACGGAGACCCUUCCAACUCGCAGCACUCUGCAAAACUACUUCCCUCACCACGUCACACAGCUAUCUUUUUAGUUCGCACAGAGGCCUCGCUGGGCCUCGUCAUUCAACGGAGUUAUCCAGUCUGCGAGUUGGACGGGUCACGUGUCCAGCCCGGGGUAGGCGUGGCAGACGUGUGGCACCUGGCGCUGAGUGCGCACGUUGGAUGUGUGUUCUAGAGAAGUGCACAGAUGGAGAACUGCAGGGUGUAGCCUUUCACGUGUGUGUUGUUGUGUUGUGUUGACCAGACUGAGAGAUGGUGCUAAAGUAAGGAAGGUCAGAGGAGAGAGAAUUAGUUUUAUGGCUUCCCUUGUGUGGGGUGUUACCCACCGACCACCCUUGUACAUGUACUUGCAUGCAAAUCACCAGUAGCAAAUAGUGCUGAAUUUAUAUUAUACCCACCAAGUGUGUGAAAAUUAUACGUUUGAUAGAAUAAUGUUAUGUUGCAACAUAGUGAAAUUAUGAAGUGCUUUUUAUAGAAAUCAUGAUUAUCAAUUUAAAGUACAUUAUGCUAAGAGGGGCUAUGCAAAAUUGCAUACGUAAAGAAAUGGAGAUACUUAAUGUAGCUUUAACAUCUGCAUAAUAAUUUUGUAACCAAACCCUAUUGGAUUGUUUACAGCUAGAGCUGUGGUAAUUUAUGCAUAGUAGCUUGAAAAGCUAUAAUGUGUGAAAUCCAACCUGCUGUUUGGAUUUGCAUUUUAUAUAUAACUCAAUAGAGAAUAAAUCUGGGUCCCCUACCUAGGAACUGUA
Messenger RNA from Branchiostoma floridae (Florida lancelet), 2318 nucleotides. Its product is annotated as PDZ and LIM domain protein 7-like. Gene Ontology annotation, molecular function: muscle alpha-actinin binding; actin binding. The coding region runs from base 419 to 889 and encodes 156 amino acids. The record is from RefSeq and is a predicted model, not a curated record. Gene Ontology annotation, cellular component: Z disc; stress fiber; adherens junction. The transcript has 7 exons. Gene Ontology annotation, biological process: heart development; actin cytoskeleton organization; muscle structure development. Lineage: Eukaryota; Metazoa; Chordata; Leptocardii; Amphioxiformes; Branchiostomatidae.